CGGAUCUUGCGCUGACCGCGCUGGUGAAACAAACAAAAAAAAAACAACAACAAAAGAAAAAACGGCUUCAGUGGGGGACACGGCUCUGCUUCACUUUUUUGGACAGUACCACCAUGGAUGCCUUGCGAGCAGUCGCCUUUUCCACGCUCUUCAUUUUCUUGUGGAGUUUACCAUGUUGCCAGUCAGCUGCGCUCAUAUCGUCCAGAAGGAACAAGGAUGCACGGAGCGCAUAUGAUGGACAAAGGUCACCCAAAUUUCUUAAAGAGAUUUUUGCAUCAUCCCCGGGUGCGAAUCGUCGGGAUGAUUAUUUAAAGGACCCUGUUGUGCCACACGAUUACAUGAUUUCUAUAUACAGGACUUAUUCCGCUGCUGAAAAACUUGGGCUCAAUGCAAGUUUUUUCCGCUCUUCCAAGUCUGCAAACACCAUAACGAGUUUUGUAGACAGGGGAAAAGACGAUCUCAUGCUCUCUCCUUUACGAAGACAAACGUAUCAGUUUGAUGUCUCAACUCUCUCCGACAAAGAGGAGCUGGUCGGUGCUGAAUUAAGGAUUUUUCGAAAAGCGCCUGGGGAUUUCCUACCGUCCCCGUCAGGCGUCUACCACCUUCAUUUGCUCUCAUGUCGAUCAGAGAGGCCGCUGGGCUCCAGGUCCCUUGAUCUCCAGGAUUCCCGAAAGCCAGAAUGGGAGGUUCUGGACGUAUGGGGGAUUUUUAAAAACAGGCAUUAUCACGCAGCCCAAGGGAAUCAGCUUUGUCUCCAGCUCAAGGUAACGCAUGGCAAAUCCGACACGGAAAUCGACCUGAAGCAACUGGGUUUCCACAGGCACGGCCGAACGCAGCAGGAAAAGGCGAUAUUGGUGGUUUACACGCGGUCCAGGAAGAGGGAGAACUUGUUCAAUGAGAUGAAAGAGCAGAUCAAGUCUCGGGGAGAGCAGCAGCAGGAGGAGGAUGAGAGCGGCCUGCAGUUUAAAGCGCGGCGCAGACGGAGAACUGCGCUCAAUACGAAUCGUCACGGGAAAAGACAUGGCAAAAAGUCCAAAUCGAGAUGUAGCAAAAAGGCGUUGCAUGUCAAUUUCAAAGAGCUGGGCUGGGACGACUGGAUCAUUGCGCCCUUGGAUUACGAAGCCUACCACUGCGAGGGCGUUUGCGAUUUCCCGUUGAGGUCGCACCUGGAGCCGACCAACCAUGCCAUCAUUCAAACGCUCAUGAACUCCAUGGACCCGAACAGCACGCCGCCGAGCUGUUGCGUUCCCACAAAACUCAGCCCCAUCAGUAUACUGUACAUAGACUCGGGCAACAAUGUCGUGUACAAACAGUACGAGGACAUGGUGGUGGAACAGUGUGGCUGUAGGUAGCGAAUCACACUAAGUGUGGCACCAAGGAAUGAAACACUUGAUGUGAGGCUAAAUGGACCAGUCCAGAACGAAGUAAAACAAAAAGACGCGUUUGAGCCGCAUUCUCAUCUAUGCAAAAGUCAUUCUUUUUUCAUGCUUCGAGACAUUUCUGAUUAUUUAAAUGAUCUCCAAAUGAUCAAUAACCAAUAGGCCACCAUUCACGUUUGAGGCACGGUUUCUCUAAACAUUUCCUUGGGACAGAAAACAUUAUUUUAUGAGUCGCCUGUUAGAUAAGGCAGGUAUAAGAAAGGCCAGAUUUAGUGCGUAUUAUCCGCCUGGAUUCGCUAAGGAUUAUGUUACAGCAUUAUCUGUGCGGACUCAGAAGUAUGGGGAGACGUGCACCAGUUGAAACGGGACUGGUUACUCACUCUGCUAUAUGGUCUAGUUAUAUGAUGAUGAUGAUGAUGAUUAUGAUGAUUAUGAUAUAUGGGUAAGACGCGGUGUCACAUCGCCGUUGCCAGUGACUUGGAAACGCUUUAAUCCGACGCUUUAAUGCGUUAUUAAGUCAUAGUCCGCUUUUUGGGGGCAAAGGUGAAUAUACCAAACACGGUGAAAAACAAUUUCUGCCCAUUCCGUUUGACUGCACGUGAGCGAAUCUUGUGGCGCGCGCUCACUUGGGAGAGACAGAGACAAAGAAAAAGAGACUGACUGUUGCUUUAAAGGUAAAUAAGGAGCAUAAACUUUUUGAAGUGCCUGGACAUUUGACCGCAGGUAACGAAGCCUGCAAAAAAAUCCACCAAAAAUGUCAUUUUGUACAUUCAGGGUGGAAUCAUCGAGCAAAGAGACUCAACUGAGAUGACAAAAAUGGAAAUCCAUCAACGUUUGCAUCUUCACAAAAUGCACUUCCACAACAGCGACCUGUCUGAGGAGUCAGGAAGGAGCGUUUUUGUCCCGACCGAUCGAUUGAGAAGGAAUAAGAGACUCACAAGCGAGAUUACUUAAUUUAAAUGCACAUUAGCUUUGAAUGCACUGUUGUUCAUUAUUUGAGCUGUAAAUAUUUUGUAAAGUAAACCCUAAAGUGCAACGGAUGAAGAAAUGGAACAAACACAUUUCUUUGUUAAUGUACAUUUAUAAAUGCACUCAAAUCACUAUAAUUUCUAUUCUAUAAAUAUUUUAUUAUUUGUGAUGUACAGAGUUCCAUGAUAAUCGUGUAUUUCUUACGCUGAUAAAAACAAAAAUUUAUUUAAAAUGUAUUCAUUAUUGCUGAGGGUGGAAAUACCAUUAUCGAUGUCUACCUCAUAAUUGCAUAGAAUUUAAGUUCUGAGGUGCAUUCAGUUAGAGUUUAAGUUUUUUU
Xyrauchen texanus (razorback sucker) is the source of this 2685-nucleotide messenger RNA. RefSeq names its product growth/differentiation factor 6-A. The transcript has 2 exons. Gene Ontology annotation, cellular component: extracellular region. NCBI's taxonomy places the organism in Eukaryota, Metazoa, Chordata, Actinopteri, Cypriniformes, Catostomidae. Gene Ontology annotation, biological process: SMAD protein signal transduction; BMP signaling pathway. Bases 114 to 1352 code for a protein of 412 amino acids. The record is from RefSeq and is a predicted model, not a curated record. Gene Ontology annotation, molecular function: cytokine activity; growth factor activity.